Cryptotermes secundus is the source of this 992-nucleotide messenger RNA. RefSeq lists its product as uncharacterized. The transcript is spliced from 4 exons. The record is from RefSeq and is a predicted model, not a curated record. Bases 207 to 686 code for a protein of 159 amino acids. Gene Ontology annotation, biological process: regulation of synaptic transmission, cholinergic; sleep; positive regulation of voltage-gated potassium channel activity. Lineage: Eukaryota; Metazoa; Arthropoda; Insecta; Blattodea; Kalotermitidae.
GGUGAUCGUUACCAAGGAUCAGAAGCUGAAACAUGAGUUUCGUUAAACGCUGACAAUUUAAACACAAGAGUAGUUUGAGUAUUCGUGCGCAGCGUCCGUGGAACACGAGUUAUUAAAUUGUGAGGAAAGAGUUAACAGUGGUGGAUGUUUUUGUUGUUGCAACAAAGUAGAAACUGCAUAUGUAAUUACUUAACAUUUAUGCAGAAAUGAUAAAAAUACAUAUUUUUGUAACAUUUUUAGGAGUGUUGAUUACCCAAGCAUCCGGUUGGUCUCCGUUGAGUCUCUAUUGCUACCGAUGUGUAUCCACCCAUCCCGGGUGUGGAACUCCUUUUAAUUGGCUUUGGUACUGGGGUGAGGUCUGCCCAGAAGACGAUGAUAAAUGUGUCAAGAUCAUUGAAAGGAAGGGAGCGGAGACCGUAAUAACCCGUGAAUGUUUAAGUUCAUUGAGGAGUGUACGUACUGACAUCCCCGCUGAUCAUUAUGAAGGCUGCAGACCUGCUGCUAAAGAUGUUCGUCUUGCUCAUUAUGUCAAUAACUCCAUUAAAGAGCUGGAUAUCAGAAGGGAUUAUUACGAUGAGACAACUUGGUGUUUCUGCUACUUUGACAACAGAUGUAAUGGGGCAGCAUCCAGUGUUGUAUCAGUUUCACUUCUUGGAAUGAUUCUGUAUACUUUAAGACUUCUUUGAUAUGUACAACACUUGGGGCAUUUCAGAAGUGCUCCAGAAUUUGUUUUUGCAGAGUGGUUAUAGUGGACAUUUUACUGUAGGUGAUUUUUUUCUCCUUUCUUUUCAUAACCACCUGGUGCAUGUGAAGAUGAACAUUUUUCAUACAUUGUGCCUUAAAGGUAUUUUUAAUGUUAAUAUGCAACUCCAUCAGUAGAAUCUGUACCUAGUUUGAGCAAAUAUGAAUAAUCUUAAUUUAUUCGUAUACAAUUAGUAUGUUAACACUUUGAGGACCAGUCACAUGAUAUCAUGAUUUUAGGACAUGUUAGG